AUGGAUCAGGAUCACGAGGCACCGAUGGGGGUCAACGGAGAUGGGCUGCAGCACGGUGGCAGCAUCGAUCUCGGGGCAGGUUCCGACGGACCGCCCAGCAUCCUGGGUGUUGGCCCUCCGAGUCCCCUGACCGGGUGCUAUCUGUUGAUCAUCAUCGGAGAGCCACACUCCCAGGACCAUAAGGAUAUCAUCCUUCAACGGCUUGUCAAAGGUUUCCUCUCAUGGGACGUCGUUGAUUGCCAUGUCGACUUGGAGGAGGAACUGCAUACGAUCACGUUGCAGGCGCUGGAAGGCGAGGAAGGCAAGCACGGUGAACGAUUGAUUCAGUAUGCCAGUGAGAAUCUGGUGACUGAAAUUUUGAUUCAUCCGCAAGUCAAUACCUUCAUCCAGUGCAUCCGGAACCUGCUGAGCAGCUUCACUCGACAUCGACACAUCAUCCAUACCGGCUACACAUUCUCAGGAAACGGCUCGUGGAUACUUCAGGAUGGAACGUUCUCGGUCGUCGACUUUAUGGAGGCAUUCCAAGAGCACGAGGUACAGCGCGUGCUCCGUGCUUACCCUGAUACAAUCACCAUGGACGUCCAUUGUGCCCCGACCGGCCAGUGGCACACGAUUCAGGAUAAGUCGUUUUCGCGACUCUGUCAGAUCCGUCUGAAUCCGGUUGACGUUCUCGAUUCGGGCAGCGAAAAGUUGAACUCUUUCGUUGCUUAUGUUUCUUCGAUGAUCAUUCCAACGGAAAUAUCGGAACUUUUGGAAAGCUCCGACGUGGUUGGCAACAUCCGGUUUAGCCAUCCGACGCUGUAUGUCUUCCCCGGAGGCCAAGGAGACGCCGCCCUGUUCGGAAUCAAUGGCUUCAAUAUGUUGGUGGAUGGAGGCUUUAGUCGCAAGUCAUGCUUCUGGGACUUUGUGCGCCAUCUCGACCGGCUAGAUGCCGUGCUGAUGACGCGCAUCAACAAUACCAACAUCAAAGGUAUCUCAUCGGUGGUGGAGCGCAAGAGUGAAGCGCACGUGUAUCCGCAGAUCGGUCACUUCUUCUGCAACAUUCCCGAGCGCAAGGGCUUGCCGAGUCCGGACGGCGAUAAGGACCGCGACCCGCUGCUGGUCGAUCUGCUAGAGGAAGGCCACCAGAUCGUGACGAACCUGAAGUCGCUCAACCUGAAGGCACAAAACUGCUACCGCGAGUCGGAGCCCAUCAAUCUGUACCACAAAGUCGGGCACGGUACGCUCGACAUGUACGUCAUCAGUCCGUCGCGCGAUUCGCGUGAGGUGAAGGACUUCCUGGCUCGCUGGACCGCCGCCGACCAGCGUCUGUUCGCCAAAGAGACCAAGGAUGGCAAGGACUUUGCGUUUCCGCUGCAGAAUCUCAUUUCGAUCUGUGCGCUGCUCGUGUGGACCCCGGCCAACCCGGAGGAUAACAUCACGCGCAUCCUAUUCCCCGGUUCGGCGCCGGAGUACAAGAUCCUCGAGGGGCUGGAGAAGAUGAAAAACGUCGAGUUCAUGCGGCAGCCCGUCUGUCCGGUGAAAUCGAUCAGCGCCAGCCUCUCGACGCCGGUGCUCGUGACAAAGAAGAGUCUCAAGUCGGCCUCUACCGAUCGCAUUCUGGCCGAACCGAUCCACGCGUCGAAGCCGAAGGAUAACAAAAUCAUCGACAACAAGAUGAAGAUGAUGCAAACCGACAACAAGCUGACCGCGGACGCCAUGGACAGCUCGGCAGACGAGGGAAAGAUGGAGAAACAACUGGGCUCCAAGGGUCCGUCGGCGGCAGCGACUACGGUGGCUACGGCAAAGGUUGAAAGUAAGCCAAAGCCAAUCCGCAGACCGGCGUCCACAGCGGCGGACAAGAAGAUCGACAACAAGAAGUUGGAGCAACAGCAGCAACAGCAGGAGGAGAAAAAGGACUCCAUCUCGGACGUGGGCUCCGACAAGGAAGACCAAACGCUGGCAAAAACAUCUCCGGCAGCGGUCACGGCUGUGGACAGUGAGAAGAGCAUCGACGAAGGUCCGACGGAGGUGUCCGAAAAGAAACCGGACACAGAUGGAGUGGAAACCAAACCCGAAGCGGAAGUGAAGGAGAAGAAGAAGGAACUCUCACCACCAGCGGGUGCGGACACCGGUGGAGCAGUGGUAACUAAAUCCACCAAGAAACCACCCGUUUCUCGUACGCCCGCGGCCCGUUCCCGUGUGGAUACGUCGAGCAAGACGAAAGCUACGACCGAGCGUAAACCUGUGGAGCGCAAGAAGCAGCCGGAACCGAACAAGUCAUCUCCAACGACACCGAAAAAGACUGCUCCGGCCGAUGCGAAGCUCACUAACGGAAGUGCGACAAAGCCAGAGCAUGGUGACGAAGUGAAGCGAACUGUGAGCAAAGUGUCCGCCGCAAAACCGGCCCCGCUUACUGCACCCAAGACGGGCAAGUCCAGCCCGAAAGCGACACCAGCAAAGAGUGCAAAGGAUGAGAACAACCGGAAGGUACUCGAAGCCCGCCAGCGUCCGUCGGCGGCAACUGCGGCCAGACGGGAGGCUAUUUCGGCGCGUAAGGAAGCGGAAAAGAAGACAGAAGCCGCAAAGCCACAGGCGGAACGUAAACCGAUCUCUCGUCGGCCAAAGGGUACGGCUGGCGUCGGCGGUUCAGCGGCCACCCUCGGCGGUAGUCCGGUGAAGGGUAAGAAGGUACUGAAAUCGGAAAAGGAUGCCGUAAUUCGCAAGGCUAAAUUGGACAAGAACGGUACGACCGAUUCAAGCCUCGUCUCGACCCCGAGCGCCGAUGAGGGUGGAGUGGCGAUUCUCAAGCGCCCCAGUGGAACACCGGAAGUGAUGCCCGCCGAGGGUGAUUCGUUGGAGGUGAUCAAGCAGCAGCAACAGCAGCAGCAGUUGGCCGAGCUGAAGGAAGAACAGGAAGCCGUUCGUGAGAUUGAGGCCGUCUUCAACCGCGACACGGCGGCACAGAAGGCACAAAAACACCGCGAACUGGCGCUGACUGAGGAACACCGUGAAGUGCAGGACAGUACGACCGAGCCGGAGGAAGAGGAAGAGUAUCUGAUCAUCGAGAAGGAGGAACAGUACACCGAGGACUCGAUCAAUGAACCGGAGAGCAGUGCCACCAAGGAAGAGGAGAUCCAGAAGCACCAGCGUGACUCACAGGAAUCGGAGAAACGGAAGCGUGACAGUCUGGUGGAGGAGAAGGGUGAGGAGGAGAUGGAAAAGGAUGGCAUUGCCGAAUCCACAGCACAGACUGUUCAAAUUGUCAACGGUACCAAGGCGGAGGCCGAACAACCGCAGGGCAAGGAAGGAGAAGAUGAGGAACACGCUGCGACGGAAGAGGAGCAGGAGCAGGAGGAGGUUGAAGAUAAGGACGGGCGCGAGAAACUUUCCCCGAAGCACAAGCAAGAGCUGGAGGAGGAGGUGCAGGAGAUUAUCGCGUCGGCGAAGGAGAUUGCCAAGUCGAAGAUGGAAACGUCGAUGGAUGGUCUAAAGACGGAGGAAAUGUCAUCGAUAAGCCCGGACGAGAAGAUGAGCAGCACAAAGAAGACCAGUGACACGCGGGAUGAGAAUGAAGAGCACGAACUGCAGGUCGCCGGCCAUCUGAAAGAGCAUAUUGAUCCUCCGCACCAUGAGAGCCACCACGAGGAGCGCGUAUCGGCUACAGUCGAGUCGGGGGCAACGACAACCGCUCCGACACUUCCCGAGGACGAACGCAUUCCUUUGGAUGAGAUCAAGGAAGAUCUCGUCAUUGAAGAGAAACACGUCCGAGAGAUUACUAAGGAAGUCGAGGUGGCGGCAGCUGUGGCGGCGGUGACUACGGCGGCAGAGGCGGAAGCGGGACCGGAAAAGACAACACCAGCAGUACCGGAAGCUUCGGCCACGGCUCCAUUGCCGACGGUGUACGAGCCACUGGAACGGCCAACGCCGGCCAAGAUGCAGUUCAGCGCCCAGCAGGCUCAUAUGCGCGAUGUGGUCAAAACCCCGGACGAGGUCGCCGACUUGCCGGUGCAUGAGGAGGCCGAUCUGGAGGAGGGCUACGGUGAGGAUAAAGAUAAGGACAGCAAGGAGGACGAGGAGAAGGAUCGUGAUACAAAGGAAAAGCCAGAGGAGCGGGAGCCGACGGUGGCCGGGAAAGAGACUGAUGGAAAGCAACCUGAGAAGACUGAUGAUGAUAGGCAGGUAGCGGAUAAGGCGGAUGAAAGUGAUAAACCGUGUGAUAUGGCAAAGAAGGCAGCGGAGCAGGGGGAGCAGGAGAGCAACCUUCCUCGUGCUGUUGAAGACAUAAUCGAGAAGGUGGCACGUGAUACCCAGCAGGAGAUGGCUCUGAAAACGGACGCACAUCAAGAGCCCGAGGAAAAGGCAAAGCUGAAAGAUGAAGUAGACAUACUACAAGACCUGGAAUCACAAAUUAUCCCCAUGGAAGUGAUGCAGGAAAAGAUGGAGAAGGUAGAGAGAGUGCAUCAGCAACAGCUGCACGCUAAAGAUGGUAAGAAAACACCCGAAGCGGAGCCAGAAACCGACGACGCAACGAAGCUGCCAGUGGAAGAGGAACUGAUCGUGGCUCAGAAAGUCGUGCCGAAAGUUCCACUGCCUGCGGAAGCGGAUACAGAAGCUGCCGGUCAGGACGAUAUCUGGAAGACGCCUGCAAAGGCUGAAGAAAAACUGGACGAACUGAAACAUCUUAUCGACGAUAAGGCAAAGAGCGCCGUCUCCGAGUUGGUGUCCCUCAAGGAUACGAUGGUGAAGACUGUAGUGGAACGUAAGAGCGAGAUUGUUGAGAAGGUGACCGAAGAGUUGCACGAUGUGGAUCACAAGAUCAAGGAAUCCAUUGCCGAUGCCGGCAAGGAGUUGGAACAGAUGGCGGCGGUUGCAGCGGUAGAGGUAGUGAAAGAUGUCACCGAGCAGGCAGAUGCCGUUAUCGAUAGCUUGCAGAUGAAGGCUAAGCAAGUGGAUGAAGAUUUGAAGCUCACAGCUGGCAAGUUGGACGAGAAGAUGAAAUCGGUUGUCGCAGAUGUGUCGCAAAUAGCUUCAAAGUCGGACGAAACACUAGCUACAAUCGCCACCGAAGCAAGCGAGUUGGAAAAGAUGGCCAUGGAGCUGAAAAAAGACGUGGCUGGGCAACUAGAUGACACGAAGAAGCAAUUGGAGCAGGAACUUACGAAAAGCGUAGAGAUGGCACAGGAGAAGGCGAAGGGUGGCAUCAGCUCGUUCUUCGGCGGCAUCACCGAGGGCAUCAAGAGUGGCAUCGAGAAGAUGGCGGACAAGAUGGAGCACAAGAUCAAGGACAAAACCGAGCAGGUGGAGGAGAAGCUACAGCAGGUGACGGAGAAGAUAGAUGCCCUCAAGGGCGAGCGGGAACAGGAGGUUGCGUCCAAAUCCGCCGAACCGCUGGAGCAGACGUUUGAUCGGUUCGGACCGUACGAGCGUAGCUUCACGCAGGAACUUCGUGAAACGCACAUCACGACGGUCGACUCACCGGUCAUGGACGGGGAUAAGCUGAGCAUGGAACUGAAAUCGAUGGUAAACAUCCCGCACGACAUCCACGAGGACAAGGAACUCGAGGAGCUGGAGGACAACAAGAACCUCGGUACGUUCGUCAUCGAGGACAUCAAGUACAGUGCGUUCGAGGAUGCUAACUUGCGCGAGAUCAAGGAGGAAGAGGAUGAAGACCGGGUCUCUCCACCGCAGGGUAUGGUGGAAAAGCUCGGCCCUGGUAUGGUUGGUGUUAUGCCACCCCGUGCACGCACCCCCGAGGAUGUCGCCAAGAUUGUGGCCAACGUAGCGGAGGUGCUGAAAUCGGACAAGGAUUUGGAGGAGAUCAUACCCGGAUUCGAUCCGCAAGAGCUGGAGCGCAAGCUUUCCCAGGGUGCGGCACGGGAAGAAGAUGUCAGCACCGUGCAGCGGAUGCUUGUAACGGCUAGCAGUGAGGACGGCGGCGAGGAGACGGUCAUUUGUGAGGAUGGAACGAUCACCUUCUCAAAGUCGGCCACACCGGAGCCGGUACAGGGAUCUGGAAAGUCGACCCCCGAGAUCAAGGUGCAGGAAGAGGACGAGGAUGAGCUGGCAGAGGAAACGGAAAGACAAGGGCAGAAGAAGGACAAGGAGGCAGACGAAGAGAAGAAGCAGGUGGAAGCAGAGAGCAAGAGCAGUCCGGGUUCGUCUGGAAAGUCGUCACCCGAUUUGAAAACUUCUCCAACAUCAAUCGAAGAGAAAGACAAGCAUGAACUUCCAGAGAAGGUGGUACAGGUGGAGGCAACAAAAGUGGCCACAAUCGCAGCCUCCGACCUAACGUCGAGUGAGGUACGCAAAGAAUCUAUUGCCGACCAACAGCAUCCAGCAUUUGAGCACAUCGACGAUCAAAGGCGGGAAUCGGCCAUCAGCACCUUUAGCGAGCGUGACUACACGAAGGACGAGAGCUCAUUUGUCGACGAACGCGAUUCGUCUCGUGCGCAUUCUAUCUCGAGUCAUAUCAGCGACUUGAAAGAGGAUGCAGCGGACUUGAAAUCUGUGGCCGACUUUUUAAAGGAAUCGGAAAAGGAACCGGAUCACGUUUUCGGCGAAGGAGAUUCGAAGAUAAAAGAUCUGUCGAGCCCUGAGUCGGUCACUAGUCAGAAGACGAUUUCGGAGAAGGAACCGAAACUGUCCAAUGCUGCUGCAGAGAAGGUGAAGGUAGAUGCUGCUGAUACAAAGGAACCCACUAUGCCUGCGUCCAAAGAGGCAUCUCGACCAGCAUCGGCAAUGAGUGAAAAAGAUUCUAAAGAUGUGGCUACCGAUGAGGUAAAAGUAGAUGCUGCUGAGUUCUCUCGUCCGGAAUCACCUGCUAGUGCAGGGGAAGCAUCGCGUCCUGGUUCUGCGACGGACGAUCAUAAGAAAGACGACUCAAAACCGAUAGAAGUAACACGCCAUCUGAAGGAAUCGGCAUCGUUAGACCUAGCAGGCGAACAACCCGAAACAUCGGCAUUUUCGCGCCCCGAAUCACCCGCCAGCACAGGGGAACUUUCUCCGGCGGAACUGAAGGAUGGAGUUAAGGAAGAUUCACGACCGCCAUCGGCAGCUAGUGACACGAAGGCUCCAUCCGAAAAGUCUAUUGAUGCUAAGACAGAACAGAAGCAAGAUUCUCGUCCAGCUUCAGCUGUACCUUCAGAGAAGUCGGUUGACCUGAAAGAGCAAGCGAAGGAAGAAUCGCGUCCUACAUCUGCUGCCGCUUCUGAAAAGUCGGUUGAACUCAAAGAAAUUCAAAAAGAUUUAUCGCGCCCAGCAUCAGCUGCUAGCGUCACGGAAGAAAAACGCCCGUCCGAAACGCAAGUCGAUUCGGUUAAACUUGGAGAAAGUGAAGUUUCCCGACCAGCAUCGGCGGCUAGCGAGGUGAAGGCACCGUCUGAAAAGUCUGAUGACUUGAAGGGUGAUGAGAAGGAAGAUUUCCGACCAACAUCGGCCGUACCUUCAGAAAAGUCCAUUGAUCUUAAAGUGGAACAAAAGGACGAAUCCCGACCAGGAUCGGCUGCCAGUGGCGCUAAGGCUCCAUCCGAAAAAUCUGUUGAUCUUAAGGGUGAACAGAAGGAUGUAUCACGACCACCGUCUGCUGUUCCAUCCGAAAAGUCGGUUGAUCUUAAACCGGAAUCAAAGGAACAAUCCCGUCCGGCGUCUGCCGCAAGCGAAACCAAGCCAUCGUCUGAAAAGUCUCUUGAUCUUAAGGCGGACCAGUCGCGCCCAGCGUCUGCUGCCAGUGAGGGCAAGGCGCCAUCGGAAAAGUCUGUUGAUCUUAAGGCAGAUCAAAUGGAAGAUUCUAGACCAGCAUCAGCCAUCCCUUCGGAAAAGUCUGUUGUGGACAAGGCAGAAGAAAAGGAAGAAUCUAGACCAGCUUCUGCUGCUCCAUCGGAAAAGUCCGUUGACCUUAAGGACAUUCAAAAGGAUGAAUCUCGACCGGCUUCUGCCGCAAGCGAAAAGGAUGGCAAAGCACUGUCUGAAAAGUCAGAUGAUCUUAAGGUAGAACGAAAGGAGGAAUCUCGUCCGGGAUCUGCUGCAAGUGGAGCCCAGGCACCAUCGGAAAAGUCUGUUGAUCUUAAGGUAGAUCAAAAGGAAGAUUCUAGACCAGCAUCGGCCGUUCCUUCUGAAAAGUCUGUUGAUCUUAAGUCAGAGCAAAAAGAAGAUUCUAGACCAGCAUCGGCCGUUCCUUCUGAAAAGUCUGUUGAUCUUAAGCCAGAACAAAAAGAGCAAUCUCGUCCAGCAUCGGCUGCCAGUGGCGCGAAGACACCGUCUGAAAAGUCUGUUGACCUCAAGGAAGAAGAGAAAGAUGGAUCCCGUCCGACGUCUGCUGUUCCUUCCGAAAAAUCUGUUGACCUCAAGGAAGUCCAGAAAGAAGAAUCUAGACCAGCAUCGGCUGUUCCUUCCGAAAAAUCUGUUGACCUCAAGGAAGUCCAGAAAGAAGAAUCUAGACCUGCAUCGGCUGUUCCUUCUGAAAAAUCUGUCGAUCUGAAGGAAGACCCGAAAGAAGUUUCCCGGCCAGCAUCUGCUACUCCAUCGGAAAAGUCGGGUGAUCUUAAGCCGGAAGACAAGGGAGAUUCGCGACCAACAUCUGCUGCAGGUGAAAUGAAAGCUCCAUCUGAAACAUCGAUUGAUAUGAAGGUAGAUCCGAAAGAUGUAUCACGACCAGCAUCAGCUGCUAGCGAGGUGAAGGCACCAUCGGAAAAGUCUGACGAUUUCAAGGGGGAUCAGAAAGAAGAUUCCCGAACAGCAUCCGCCGUAGCCUCGGAAAAAUCUGUUGAUCUUAAGGGUGAACAGAAGGAUGUAUCACGACCACCGUCUGCUGCUUCUGAAAAGUCUGUUGAUCUUAAAGAUGAACAGAAAGAUGCAUCGCGACCAUCGUCUGCUGUUCCUUCUGAAAAAUCUGCUGAUCUUAAAGAUGAUCAGAAGGGCGACUCUCGACCACCGUCUGCUGUUCCUUCUGAAAAGUCUGUUGAUCUUAAGCCAGAAUCAAAGGAAGAAUCCCGUCCGGCGUCGGCUGCAAGCGAAACCAAGCCACCGUCCGAAAAGUCUCUUGAUAUUAAGGCGGACCAGUCGCGCCCAGCAUCUGCUGCCAGUGAGGGCAAAGCGCCGUCUGAAAAGUCUGUUGAUCUUAAAGCAGAUCCAAUGGAAGAUUCUAGACCAGCAUUAGCCGUCCCUUCGGAAAAGUCUCUUGGGGCCAAGGCAGAAGAAAAGGAAGAUUCUAGACCAGCAUCAGCCGUCCCUUCGGAAAAGUCUCUUGGGGCCAAGGCAGACGAAAAGGAAGAUUCUAGACCAGUUUCUGCUGCUCCAUCGGAAAAAUCCGUUGACCUUAAGGACAUUCAAAAGGAUGAUUCUCGACCGGCUUCUGCCGCAAGCGAAAAGGAUGGAAAGGCACUUUCUGAAAAGUCGGAUGAUCUUAAGGUAGAACGAAAGGAGGAAUCUCGUCCGGGAUCUGCUGCAAGUGGAGCCCAGGCACCAUCGGAAAAAUCUGUUGAUCUUAAGGUAGAUCAAAAGGAAGAUUCUAGACCAGCAUCGGCCGUUCCUUCUGAAAAGUCUGUUGAUCUUAAGCCAGAACAAAAAGAGCAAUCUCGUCCAGCAUCGGCUGCCAGUGGCGCGAAGACACCGUCUGAAAAGUCUGUUGACCUCAAGGAAGAAGAGAAAGAUGGAUCCCGUCCGACGUCUGCUGUUCCUUCCGAAAAAUCCGUUGACCUCAAGGAGGCCCAGAAAGAAGAAUCUAGACCAGCAUCGGCUGUUCCUUCUGAAAAAUCCGUCAACCUCAAGGAAGGCCAGAAAGAAGAAUCGAGACCAGCAUCGGCUGUUCCUUCUGAAAAAUCCGUUGACCUCAAGGAGGGCCAAAAAGAUGAAUCCCGACCAGCAUCGGCGGUUCCUUCUGAAAAGUCUAUUGACGCCAAGGAAGAUCAGAAGGAUGAAUCUCGUUCACCAUCCGCUACUCCAUCGGAAAAGACUGGAGAAAUCAAGGCAGAACCGAAGGAAGAGUCAAGGCCAGCAUCUGCUGUUCCUUCGGAAAAGUCGGUUGAUCUUAAUAUUGAAAAGAAGGAAGAGGAGUCACGUCCAGCAUCUGCAGUUCCUUCUGAAAAAUCUGCAACAUCUGAGCAAAAAGAUGUAUAUCGUCCAGUUUCUGCUGUUCCAUCUGAAAAGUCUGUAGACAUACCGACUGAUCAUAAGGAAACAUCUCGUCCAGCAUCAGCUGCAAGUGAAAAAGAAGGAAUAGCUUCCUCAGUGAAAGACGACGCAAAUGAGUUUUCACGUCCGGAAUCACCUGCCAGUGCUGGAGAAGCAUCUCGCCCAGGUUCUGCCAUGGAAGAUCAGAAAAAGGGUGAAGAAGAAAAAAUUGUAGAAGUAACACGCCAUCGCAAGGAAUCAGCCUCAUUGGACUUAGCGGAGGAACUGGCCGAAACGACGGCAUUUUCGCGCCCGGAAUCGCCCGCCAGCACAGGGGAACUUUCUCGUCCCGCGUCGGCACAACCGGAAGACAAGUCAGACAAACCAGUGGAGCCCACAAGCGAAGUGAAAGAUUCACGAUCACCAUCGGUAGCAAGCGUCACGGUUGAUCUCAAAGCGGAAUCUAAAGACUCACGUCCACCAUCGGCUGUACCUUCGGAAAAAUCUCUAGACCUCAAGCCAGAACCGAAGGAUGACUCUAGACCGGGAUCUGCUGCAAGCGACGCAAAACCUCCAUCUGAAAAGUCGGGUGAUCUUAAGACGAGGCAUCAUGAAGAUUCCCGUCCUACAUCUGCGGUUCCUUCCGAAAAGUCUGUUGACCUGAAGGCGGACGAUAAGGAAGUGUCACGUCCAGCGUCGGCUACCAGCGAGGCGAAGGCACCAUCGGAGAAGUCUGAUGACCUCAAAGAUCAGAAGGAAGGCUCGAGGCCAGCUUCAACCGUUCCAUCUGAAAAGUCGAUUGAUCUUAAGAUCGAUCAAAAGGAAGAGUCUCGUCCAGGGUCUGCCGUAAGCGGCACCAAUGUCCCAACGGAAACAUCUGAACUCAAGACAGAACAGAAGGAGGAAUCUCGGCCAGCAUCUGCCGUUCCCUCAGAAAAGUCGAUCGAUCUUAAGUCAGAACAGAAGCAAGACACUCGCCCGGGAUCUGCCGCAAGUGACGCAAAGGCUCCAUCAGACCGUGCGUCACCAUCACAUAUGCAAACAGAAUCCAAAGACCAGUCGAGACCAGCUUCCUCAGCUAGCGAUGCCCCAACGCAGUCUCCAGCGGAUAAGGCCGAUCAUCUACAAGCUGCUUCCAGAGAACAUUCUCGACCAGCUUCGGCAGCAAGUGACAGAUCGGAAAAAAAUCAGUCAGAAUUGUCACGUCCAGCUAGCACACUUAGUGGCAAGGCAGAAAAAUCUCCCGAUGCUUCGAAGGAACCUUCAAGGCCGGAAUCAGCGGCUAGUGAAAAGGCCGGGGGAGCUAGUGCAUCGAAAGAACCAUCUCGGCCCGCUUCGGCGGCUUCGGUAAAAUCGACAACCAGCGAGACGAAAAAAGAAACGCACGAAGUGUCCACCGUGUCGUCGUUCGCAAAGUUUGAAGAAUCUCUCUCGCGCCGUGAAUCUUCUUCCACCACCGCCACAAAAGAGGAGCGACCCACGUCGGCGCUGAGUGGCGGAGAGGAGGAUGAGCAGGAUAACAAUGAAAAGGUUUGCCUCAAAGAAACCCGCUCCAAGUCUAUGUCGGCCGUAAUGUCAUCGAACGUUCAGCGUUCGGGAUUCGAGGGAAGCACACUGGGCGUCUUGGAAGAAUCGAUGAUUACGUCGCGCGAUGAUCUCGAUAUGCUCCGAAGUCCCCGGGAUAGUGUCACGAAGAUUGAUGCAUCGUUAACUCAGAAGCUGGCGGAAACAACCAGCACGUCGUCGCUCGCUACGAAAUCCUUCAAGCCACUGUUCGACGACACUCCACAGUUCCCUGCCGCGAAGGUAGAGGAAGGCCCGAACGAUCGCGAAAAGGAAUCCACUGGCGUGUUUCCCAAGUGUGGCCUCGAUAGUACCGAAAGUCCCGAGCACGGCCCUACGAUCGCGCAGGGAAUGGAUCAGCUGCUAAAGGACACCGUUAGUACGAUGAAGGAGAUCGAAAAGAUGACCAGUUCCGUCAUCACGUCCACGGUGCAGGCGAAGAAAGAAGGAUCGGCCUUUGAGCAAGUGAGCAAGUCGGACACAUCGACAGGGUUAGGGACAUUCCCGGUGUCGGACAGUGGAAAGUCGUCUCCAUAUCUUGGCGAUAAGUCACACGAGUCCAGCGCCAAAUCGGUCAGUCCUCUGCCGGAUAAGGAUUCGCUCGAGGAGAGCUCCACCUCGCUGAACACGUUCAUCGAGAAAGACAGUUUGUCCGAAGGCAUCACCAAACAGCAGAAAGACCCGAAGGAACUUGUUUCCAUUCGGAUGAGUCCCGUUGGAGAGUCCAUCGCAGAGCGUGAGAGUGUCCCAGCGGCGCAAAGUCACAAGGCAUCCGAAGAGUUACUGUUCGCAGGAAGCAAAACACCACCGACCGCUCCGAUCAGCCCGAAUGUGGCCGUAAAGGAGGAGGUUAGCCAUGGAGCUGCCCUGAUAAUGCAAUCACAACCGAUCGACAGUUCUAUUUUGCCGGGUUCCACUUCAUCUGCCACUACGCUGACGUCGUCGACCACGGCGACCACUGGGGCAGCAGCGGCACCGAAGGACGAUGCAUCUGGUAUUUCAACACCUAAAGAAUCUGUACCAUCUGGCAAGUCGAGCCCGGGGCUGAUGUCCGUACACACGCAAGGCAGUACGGACAGUGCUUCCAAAUCGAUCAACUUGGGCCACAGUAGUUCAGGUGUUGAGACAUCAGAUUCGUCGCCCAAGCCAACCUCACCCUUCCCGAAGGUGGUGGUCGUCGACACGCUCAAGUUGGCGGACGAAACGAAAACCACCUCCGGCAUGAGCACGCCGGACAUGACCCGUUCCUCCACGCCGGACAUGGUCGAUUCGCAGAUAGAACGGAUCGCGCCCGCGGCCACCGGCGGUGAGAAGAGUGACUCGCAGCAAACGUUCACCACCACCACGACAACCACAAAGACAACCACUUACAUUAUCAAGGAUGGGCAGAAGAUCGAGGUGGACAGCAACGUACAUAGCGACACGGUUAGCGAACCCACAAAGGAAGUACCGGCUGCAGCGUCUACUGGCAGCGUGCCGGCGGGAUCCUCUACCACAACCACAACCACUACCACAUCCUACAUUCUCAAGGAUGGCCAGAAAGUGGAGGAAUCAUCUUCGGUUUCCAGCACCAAACCGUCGGUUCCGGCACAGUUGACGCUGGCGGCAACGGAGCAACACACCCUCGCGGAGGAUUACGAUGAAAAGGAAAUUCUUUCACCACGCUCCGAUAUUUCCUCCGGACAGGCGUCACGCAUCGUUGCCGCUUGGCAUGACGAGGAUGUACCCGGAUCACCGAUGAGUGUCACCUCGCAGGCUCCACUGUCUCCGAGCACGAAGUAUACGUACGACUACGACCUGCAGCACUCGAGCUCGGGUGUGAGCAAAAAGUCCGACAUCGAGAUCGAUCAGGACAGCCAGGAUGAUCUCGUUCCGCCGCAAUACGGAAGCGACGAGGCGAAGGCGGCGCUACCACUGGUGUCCAGUUUCAAGCCGGAUCCGAUGAGCACGUCGUUCUAUGGCCAGCUGCCGGAGGUGACACCGAUCACAAGCGCGACGCUGGCUUCAAGCACAGCCCGUUCGGUGCCAAUUCCGAUCGCCGGCUCUGGCAAGGGUUUCUCGAAACCGUACGUCGAAUACGCCUCCAGCGGUGAUAGCAGUGUCGAUUCGAGCCACAAACCGUCCAUGGCUACGGACGGCGAUCGCAAAUACCUGGACGAUGCCGACCUGGACUUUGAGAAGACUUUCAGCCGAGGCAAGAUGAUGGACGAUCUCAUGACCACGUCGAUGCACUUUUCCAGUGAGAAGGAGUUCAUGGCAGCGACCACGACUGCCGCCGCCAAGGAGCAGGCGCAAAAGAUGGAGAUGGAUUUCACCUCCACCGGGCUUCCCUCGUCGGCUACGACGACCACGACGGUCGUGGCGUCGGCCCAACCGACUGUUACGACCACGCUACCACAAUCCACACCACAAUCCCAAGCACAAUCACAAUCAGCAGCAGCAACAACAAUGUUACCGCAAUCAACGACACCACAGCCAACUGCACCACCCACGGCCUCGGCCCCAUCGUCCUCGGAGGUUAAGAGCGUCCUGGAUUCCUGGGGCAAACCACUGAGUCUUCCGUCGCCGGCACCGAUGACGACCGAGGACAACAAGACGACCCCGAAGAAGGAACGGCGGCUGCUGAUGAGCAAGACGAAGCUCAACAACGAAAAGAACCUGCGCAAACGGGCCGAAUCGCCCUCGAAGGCGGCCGCCAAGAAACCGGCCAGCCCCGUCUACGUCGACCUUUCGUACGUGCCGCACCAUGGCAACUCGUACUACGCCAACGUCGAGUUCUUCAAACGAGUCCGCGCCCGGUACUACGUGUUCUCCGGUACCGAGCCGAGCCGGGAGGUUUACAACGCCCUGCUGGAGGCGAAGCAAACCUGGGAAGAUAAAGAAUUAGAGGUAACUAUCAUUCCAACGUACGACACGGAUGUGCUCGGGUACUGGGUUUCGGAGAACGAGGAGCUGCUCGCCAAGUACCACAUCGAUCUGUCUCCUUCGGCGGCACGGUGUACGAUCAACCUGCAGGACCAUGAAACGUCGUGCUCGGCCUACCGGCUCGAGUUCUAG
Messenger RNA from Anopheles coustani, 14709 nucleotides. It is a transcript of the gene futsch, whose product is annotated as microtubule-associated protein futsch. Lineage: Eukaryota; Metazoa; Arthropoda; Insecta; Diptera; Culicidae. Bases 1 to 14709 code for a protein of 4902 amino acids. Gene Ontology annotation, biological process: axonogenesis; dendrite development; microtubule cytoskeleton organization. The record is from RefSeq and is a predicted model, not a curated record. The transcript has 10 exons. Gene Ontology annotation, cellular component: cytosol; dendrite; microtubule associated complex. Gene Ontology annotation, molecular function: actin binding; microtubule binding.